CGCAAGUAUGCAGGUUUGACUGUGAGUAUAUAUGGUACCAGAUCAGUCCUCGAGGGCAGGCAAACAAGGCAUGUUCAAGACAACCCUACAAGAGAACCCGCAUCUAAACGAACAAAAGACCAACAUACUUAACCGUUGCUCUAUACCCUCUUCAGCCCUUUCCAUUAUGCGCUACUCACUCGGGACCCUUCUCCUCGCUCUAAGCCAGGGCAUCUAUGCCGACUGCGGCUGGCGCCUCAACGGCAACGACUGCAUCUGCAUGAACAGUGCCAACGGAAACGCAUGGACCGAAUGGACAAGUUAUUGUUGUCAGGCCAUGGGCAGAAGGACAGGCGGCUUUGGUCCUGUGUGCACCGUGACCAAGGACUUGAGGCAAACCUUCAAGGACUGUUGCAAGUAUCAGAACAAGGAGUCCCUCAUUGGGCAUUGUAGAUAGAUGUUCGACCGCCGCACCUGCGUGGGAUUGGAAAAUAGGCAACGGAGGCGUCGUGUCGACGGCAUCAUUAGGCGUACAAAAGUAGCCUUGACACUGCAGCCAGGAAAAAGGUUAUUGGGGCGAAUGGGAUGUCAUAAGUUUAACCGUCGGUUGGUUUAAUCAUCUCUUGGGCUCACGAAGCCGCCGAAUAAAGUUUCAAAGAGUGCAAGAGUGAAUAUCGGACCAAGAUUGCAAUAUAAUUUCCCUUGUAGGUACCUAGAACUAGGCAGAAAAGCAUGUGCG
Pyricularia oryzae 70-15 is the source of this 718-nucleotide messenger RNA. RefSeq lists its product as uncharacterized. The transcript has 2 exons. The record is from RefSeq and is a predicted model, not a curated record. Bases 32 to 436 code for a protein of 134 amino acids. Lineage: Eukaryota; Fungi; Ascomycota; Sordariomycetes; Magnaporthales; Pyriculariaceae.